Messenger RNA from Thermothelomyces thermophilus ATCC 42464, 2591 nucleotides. RefSeq lists its product as uncharacterized. The transcript has 6 exons. The record is from RefSeq and is a predicted model, not a curated record. NCBI's taxonomy places the organism in Eukaryota, Fungi, Ascomycota, Sordariomycetes, Sordariales, Chaetomiaceae. Bases 163 to 2391 code for a protein of 742 amino acids. Gene Ontology annotation, molecular function: 5'-3' DNA helicase activity; ATP hydrolysis activity; RNA binding.
UUGUCCCACUCGACUUCACAAGCCCACAUACAUACUCCAGCAACCGUUUCUCACCUGCCACUCAACCACAAACAACAACCCCACUAUGAUAACAACUCACUCCCCAAACACACACCCCAACAACCGACCGGAAUUAGCACAUCGAAAAUCAAAACCAGCAAGAUGACGGCGGGCGUCGACAUUCCCACCUUUGCCCGCACCCAGCUCUCCCUCCUCGCCGCCGAGCUCGAGGCCGAGAUCGCCGAGUCGUCCGCCCUGGUCUCGCUGCACUCUCCCGCCGCCCUGCAGCGCGCCGGCGUCGCCCUGAUCAACCUGACCGUCGCCUCCCAGCGUACGGGGCUCGGCGGCAGGACCGUGCUCGAGCUGGCGCCCCACCCGGCCACCGCGUCCUCGGCCGGCCCGGGCUCCUCCUCCUCCUCCUCCUCCGCCGCCGACCUGCCGGAGCACGGCAUCCGGGUCGGCGACAUUGUGCUCGUGGCCGAGCAGCCCUCCUCGGGGGGCGUGAGGAAGAAGGAGGCCAAGGCGGCGUCGUCGUCGUCGUCGUCAGAGAGGAGCGGGGUCAAGGGGGUCGUCACCAGGGUCGGAAAGGGCGCCGUCGGUGUCGCGGUGGACGAUGGCAGUGAGGACGGGGGUGGGAAGGAAGACCGGGUGGACGCUCUGGCCGCGGGCGAGAAGAAGGUCUGGAUCGUCAAGGUGGCGGACGAUGUUACUUUUAGGAGGAUGAAUUCGACCAUGGAGAGGCUGGCCAAGAUGGAGGAGAGGGAGUACUCGGCGUUUGUUAGGGUGCUGUUCGGGCUGAGCUCGCCAUCCCCCGUGCCUGCCGACCUGACAAAAGAUGAGGAGGUUGGCGAGAUCGAGUGGAUUGAUCCGACCCUGAACGACAGCCAAAAAGACGCCAUCCGGUUUGCGCUGGCCUCGAAGGAGAUUGGGCUCAUCCAUGGACCCCCGGGCACCGGCAAGACGCACACGCUCAUAGAGCUCAUACUUCAGCUUCUCAAGCGCAACCUCCGAAUCCUCGUCUGUGGUCCGUCCAACAUCUCGGUCGACAACAUCGUCGAGCGCCUCGCGCCGCACAAGGUCCCCAUGGUCCGCCUCGGCCACCCGGCCCGUCUUCUCCCCUCCGUACUCGACCACUCUCUCGACGUGCUCACGCGCACCUCGGAAGCCGGCGCCAUCGUCAAGGACGUGCGCGCCGAGAUGGACGCCAAGCAGGCGUCGAUUCGCAAGACGCGCAACGGCCGCGAGCGGCGCGCCAUCUAUGCCGACCUCAAGGAGCUCCGCAAGGAGUAUCGUGAGCGGGAGCGCAAGUGCGUGACCGACCUGGUGGCGGGCAGCAAGGUGGUGCUGGCGACGCUGCACGGCGCCGGCGGCUUCCAGCUGCGCGGCGAGCAGUUCGACGUGGUCAUCAUCGACGAGGCCAGCCAGGCGCUCGAGGCGCAGUGCUGGGUCCCGCUGCUGGCCGCCAAGAAGGCCAUCUGCGCGGGCGACCACUUGCAGCUCCCGCCCACCAUCAAGUCGCUGAACUCGAAGAGUAAGGCCGCCACCACCACCAGCAGCAGCAGCAGCAGGAAGGGGAAAGGUGACGCGGGCCCUGCUGCUGCUGCUGCUGCUGCUGCCGGCGCAGAGGGCGUGAUUCAAGGGCCUACGCUCGAGACGACCCUCUUCGACCGCCUGCUGAAGCUCCACGGCCCUUCCAUCAAGCGGAUGCUCACGACCCAGUACCGCAUGCACGAGAAAAUCAUGCGGUUCCCGUCCGACGAGCUCUACGAGGGAAAGCUGAUCGCGGCGGACGCCGUCAAGGCCAGACUGCUCAAGGACCUGCCCUACGAGGUUCAAGACACGGACGACACGAGGGAGCCGCUCAUCUUCAUCGACACGCAGGGCGGCGACUUCCUGGAGAAGAACGAGGACGAGCAGGACGCCGGGGGAGGCAAGAAGCUGACCAAGAGCAGCCUGUACGGUGAUAGCAAGAGCAACGAGAUGGAGGCGGCGCUGGUCAGGCAGCACGUGCGCAGCCUGGUCGACGCCGGCGUGAAGCCCGAGGACAUCGCGGUGGUGACGCCGUACAAUGCACAGCUGGCGAUACUCGCGCCGUUGAAGGAGACCUUCCCAGGUAUCGAGCUCGGCAGCGUAGACGGCUUUCAAGGCCGAGAGAAGGAGGCCGUCAUUGUCAGCCUUGUCCGGAGCAACCCGGACGGCGAGGUUGGAUUUCUGGGAGAGAAGCGGCGGCUGAAUGUGGCCAUGACGCGGCCGAAACGAUCACUGACAGUGAUUGGCGACUCGGAAACGGUUAAGAAGGGCAGCAAGUUUCUCAAAGACUGGAUGGAAUUUCUAGAAGAAAACGCCGAUCUCCGAUACCCAGACCUGACGUCGCUGACCCAAGAGGCAUGAACGGAGCGGAGCAAGUCGGCAUAACGGGGAUAAUGACACUUGGUUCAUCAAAUUAUGCACGAGAUCUAGACCGAGAACAGAAGCAUUAUAUACGGGGGCGUAUGUACGGAUUAUGCACAUACGAGUACAUACAAUGUAUCAACUGGGUCUGGAAGCUAUGGUGGAGGCGGUCAAAAUGCUCCGGUCCAGGGUUUGCUUUU